This is a messenger RNA of Protopolystoma xenopodis, 279 nucleotides long. NCBI's taxonomy places the organism in Eukaryota, Metazoa, Platyhelminthes, Monogenea, Polystomatidea, Polystomatidae. The record is from the annotation of a GenBank genome assembly.
AUGGCCCCCUUUAUCCCUUGGUUUUUAAUUUCUAUCCCUCGCGUUUUGCCCAUCCAGCACACCCUCUUCUCCUCCCUUCUCUGUAGCCAAACUCAGCUCUCUCUCUCGCUCUCGCUCGCUGGCUCGUUCUUUCGCCUACACCCAGCAACCCCAACCCAGACCGAUGCUCCAAAUUUCCAGUAUUAUGAAGGUAUCUUCUUCUUGGCGCGUCAUAAACUCAAAUUCAGCCCUGCAAAUCGCAAUUAUGGCCAGACCAGUCAUGCUCCACACCUCGUUUAA